This is a messenger RNA of Daldinia caldariorum, 1670 nucleotides long. RefSeq names its product putative RHO3 protein. NCBI's taxonomy places the organism in Eukaryota, Fungi, Ascomycota, Sordariomycetes, Xylariales, Hypoxylaceae. Gene Ontology annotation, molecular function: GTP binding; GTPase activity. Bases 565 to 1200 code for a protein of 211 amino acids. The record is from RefSeq and is a predicted model, not a curated record. Gene Ontology annotation, biological process: small GTPase-mediated signal transduction. The transcript has 3 exons.
AAAACUGAGGCUUGUGAUUACUUUACCUCUCUCUGCCUCUUCUUAGAAUGUUCUAACUUCAUUUCUACCAAGGUUUAAAAUUUAAAGACCGACUUGGGUACUUCGUACGGUUAGGUUAGUUGGUUAGUUAAGUUAGCCUAGUCCUUCAAGAUUAGGUACAAUUAGGUACAAUUUACCUCUUCGCCUUACCAUUUCCACAUUACAUCUCCGACAAGACGUGCACCUAAUAAGAUAUUCUUCCAACUUUCGCGACGUCUCUUUUUUCGACCUUCUCGACCUUUUCGACCUUUUCAAUCUUCUCAAUAUUUGUCAACCUUUCGACCUUUUUGACUUUCGCCGCUUCCUCGUUCGUGUUUUCAUUCUUCAAUCGGCAUUAUUCAAAUUCGAUCGCGACAACCACCCGAUCAAUCGAUCAAUUGAUAAACCAUACCCUGUCUGCACUAUAACGUUCUAGGCGGCGCAUCACAUCACCAAUUCGAGUUGCCCCUUUCUUAUUUGCUUCUCACGCGCCAACGCCUUUCUUUUAUCUGUACCACACUUAAAAAGCCCUGCGACAAAAUCAAGAUGCCGUCACUCUGCGGAUUAGGAGGAUCAAAGACAGUCCAGCGUAAGCUGGUUCUCUUGGGAGACGGUGCUUGUGGAAAGACAUCUUUAUUGAACGUCUUCACGCGAGGAUAUUUCCCGACGGUUUAUGAGCCUACGGUCUUCGAAAACUACGUUCACGACAUUUUUGUAGACAACGUACACAUCGAAUUAUCGUUAUGGGAUACCGCCGGCCAAGAAGAAUUCGACCGAUUACGAAGUCUCUCCUACGACAACACCGACGUAGUUGUGCUCUGUUUCAGUGUCGACAGCAAGGACUCGCUAGAAAACGUGGAGAGUAAGUGGGUGGGGGAAAUCCAGGAGAAUUGUCCCGGUGUCAAGUUAGUCCUGGUGGCUCUCAAGUGCGAUCUCCGAGAGAAUGCCGAGGAGGAUGACGAUGCGGCUGCGAACGGUACCGACGGCCCCCAACGAGAAAAGAAGCCAGUGAUCGACUAUAACCAAGGCUUAGACGUCGCGCGGCGUAUUAAGGCUAUGCGCUACCUCGAGUGCUCCGCUAUGAGGAAUAGGGGUGUCAACGAGGCCUUCACCGAAGCUGCUCGAGUAGCCCUAAGCGUUAAACCGAGCGGCGAGGGCGAUUCGAAAUGCGUUGUCAUGUAAAAAAAGAAUCGCCCAACAACCUGCCACCCCGACUCGAUACGAAUUUCCUUCUACAGGCCCUGGACAAGCGCAGGAGUUUUUUUUGGGGAUUGGAGAAUAUCCCUAUUUUCUAUAUUAUUUGGAUGUGCUAAAUAAAGCACACACACUUACACUCACCAACGAACCUGUGCCCGGGCACAACUAGUUACUACUACUUUACUACCUUAUCCUUGGUGCAGUUCACCUUUUUGUACUAUCUGACACUUUUACUUUUCCCCUGUACAUAUACUUACUCGUUAAGCCUCUCUGCGCACAUAUAUGGGACUUGGACUUUAUUUUAUCUGUUUUGUAAUCGUCGAGGGACGGCAUUACUGCUGCUAAAGGACGGGCGGCAACUCAAACGAGUGGUUCUUUUGUUAUUAUGGCUAGAUGAGUAAAAAAGUAUGGAAAUUUUCCGCUGAGAUACAAAACUAUCGAUACCCUGUCAGGUC